AAUGGAUCAGUCCCUUCUGACAACAGCCGAGAUAUUUGCCAAGCCCUAUUUACAUAUUUCAUCUGCUCAUUGGUCUUGGGUUGCUUCAGCAUUUUCUUUGGCUACAGCAUGGGGUACUCUCUUUGCUAUUCCUGUUGGAGAGUUUCUAGGUAGGAAGAGAGCACUACAAAUAUCUGCCGCUCUUUGUUUUACUGGUGGAAUAAUGCAAACUGCAGCAAAUACUUUCCCUGUAUUGCUUGCCGGAAGGCUGUUACUGGGACUAGGAAUGGGAUUGGAAGCAAUGAACAUUCCCAUAUAUCUAGCAGAAUGUGCACCCGCAUACGGAAGAGGAGGACAUUUGAACUUUUUCAACUGGUUUCAACAAUCUGGAGCUCCAACUGCUUAUAAACGCAAUUUUCUUGCAAGUGAAGACCACGUGGAGAUGGAGAUUUAUGAUGGCUCCUCAGUGUGUAGCAGCAUUUAUUCAAUUUAUGGGACUGUUACCUCUACCAGAAAGUCCUCGAUGGUAUAUAAUGAAAGGUAAAAUGGACUUGGCUGAGAAAGCUUGGGGAAGGCUUAGAUAUGAUUCCCCGGUAACUCGCUAUGAAUAUAAUAAGAUGGUUCAAGGAGUGGAGGAUGAUCUUAAAGGAAGGAGAACCUAGUGGGAUGCUAUAAAACUUAUAUUUACCAA
Galdieria sulphuraria is the source of this 670-nucleotide messenger RNA. Its product is annotated as MFS transporter, SP family, sugar:H+ symporter. Gene Ontology annotation, molecular function: myo-inositol:proton symporter activity. Gene Ontology annotation, cellular component: membrane. NCBI's taxonomy places the organism in Eukaryota, Rhodophyta, Bangiophyceae, Galdieriales, Galdieriaceae. Bases 2 to 523 code for a protein of 173 amino acids. Gene Ontology annotation, biological process: transmembrane transport. The transcript has 2 exons. The record is from RefSeq and is a predicted model, not a curated record.